Messenger RNA from Aaosphaeria arxii CBS 175.79, 922 nucleotides. RefSeq lists its product as uncharacterized. Lineage: Eukaryota; Fungi; Ascomycota; Dothideomycetes; Pleosporales. The transcript has a single exon. The coding region runs from base 139 to 687 and encodes 182 amino acids. The record is from RefSeq and is a predicted model, not a curated record.
CUCCAUAUAUCUCCAUCUCAAUCCUCCCAAGAGAUUUCGAAUACUCGACUGUAUCUGUCUUCCAUCUCGAGACUUCCAUCUUCAAACACCCAACCACAUAUAUCUUCCAUCUCAAACACUCAACCACAUCUACUCCGCAUGAAUAAACUCCCCCUCAACACCCUCAAAUCCUGCCUCCCAAUAACAAGCUUCCCUACGCCCCUUCCCAUCUCACUAGAAGACCUACAAACCGCCAUGACCACAAUGUCCUCCAACAUCAUCUCACUCACCACCUCCAUCUCCCAAGCCCUCACCACCCCCAGCAGACCCACCUGCGCAGACACAUCCUGCCAACGGCCUGUCGUCCCUCGACCACGUGACGACAAGGCGGUGCUGUGUCUCCAGCACGAACGGCAAUUGAAGCAGAGUGUGCUGACGAUGAUCCAGGGAUGGCGCAAGGACGGCGUGCCUACGGGCGGGAGUCCGGUAUCGGGGUGGAUUCCUGAAUAUCACGGACAAUCACAGACUGGGUAUGAAGUCGAGGAGUCUGCGGUGGGAUUACUGGCUGGACGUCAGGAUGAACUUACUGCUGCGUUAGCGAAGGUGCAGCAAGGGCUUGCGGAGGUGCAGCAAAUGCUUGAGGAAUACGGAUCUCGCAAAGCGGAGCAAUUGGAGGAGGGGCGAACACCAUCUGAUGUGUCUUUUUGAGCAUGUGUGGUAUGUUUGUAUUUUGUGAAUUCUUUUUACAUACGAGUGUUUUGGGGGUUAUUGAUUGCCCUUGUUUUCAUCUAACAUUAACGACGGAACAUCUAUAUUGAAAAGACAUUGGGUUGGCAUAAGAAACUCCAUAUUACUGUUAUUACCAAUAAAGAAGCAUAUUUAUUUCUUUUCAUCACCAAAUAGAUCCUUUUCCAACAUUUGCCUACGCAAGCCACGUGUUAGU